UGGAGAGGCGGAAGUGAUUCGUGAAGGCCGGUCUGUGAGACGUAAUGGCCGUUGCGGGCUGGUGCAGGUACUAAACUCUCCGACGUCUUCCUGGGUAAGAGGCCUCUCUCGUCUCUUUCUUAAAGGCGUGUUGAUCGAAAGAGCAAUUAUGUCAUCUUUUCAAGAGGCUUCAUCUUCAAAUACCCUCCAGACUUCAAAUUUUGCACAUGUUAUCUUUCAAAAUGUAGCAAAAAGUUAUCUUCCUAAUGUGUACCUUGAGUGCCAUUACACUCUGACACCCUAUAUACAUCCUCACCAAAAAGAUUGGGUUGGUAUUUUCAAGGUUGGCUGGAGUACUGCACGAGAUUAUUACACAUUUCUUUGGUCACCUAUGCCUGAAAAUUAUGUGGAAGGUUCAACAAUUAAUUGUGUAUUAUCUUUCCAAGGGUACUACCUCCCAAAUGAUGAUGGAGAAUUUUACCAAUUCUGUUAUGUGACACAUAAAGGAGAAAUACGUGGUGCAAGCACCCCUUUCCAAUUUCGAACAUCGUCUCCAGUUGAAGAAUUGUUAACAAUGGAAGAUGAAGGAAAUUCUGAUAUGUUGGUAGUGACUACAAAAUCUGGACUUCUUGAGUUCAAAAUUGAAAAAAUUCUGAAAGAAAAAGAAGAACUACUAAAAGUAACUGCAUCACUUGAAAAAGAAACUGUGCAACUUAGAGAUCAAGUUGAAAGACUAGAAAAAGAACUUGUGUAUGAGAAAGAAAGAUGUGAUAAGCUGGAAGCAGAGCAAAAGGAUGGUUUUGAAGCUGCAGAAACCCUUAAAGCUGAAAAUGAAAAACUCAAGAAAAAAUAUGAAGAAGCUACUUCCAAAGUUAUUCAGCUUGAAGAAGACAUCAUGAUUGUCACUCAGAAAGCUAUUAUAAAGGAAACAGAAUUAGAUAGUUUGAAAGAUAAACUCAAGAAAGUAGUCUUGGAAAAGGAACAGUUUGAAUGCCAGUUAAAAACAGAAAAGGAUGAAAAGGAACUUUACAAGAUACACUUGAAGAAUACAGAAGUUGAAAAUUGUAAAUUAGCAUCUGAAAUCCAGACACUUAAGAAUUUGGAUGGAAACAAAGAAAACCUUAUAGCAUAUUAUAAAGAAGAGAUUGGCAGGUUACAACUGUGUGUGACUGAAAAAGAAAAACUGAAGAAAGCUUUCCUGCUUACUUCAUCAAAUAAGGAAGAGUCAAGUUUUUUAAAAGAGCAGCUUCGGAAAGCUGAAGAUCAAAUUCAGGCAAGCAGGCAGGAAGUUAUUUUCAUGUCCAAAGAACUAAGUGAUGCAGUAAAUGUGCGUGAUAAAACAAUGGCAGAUCUUCAUACUGCUCGACUUGAAAAUGAAAACUUGAAAAAACAAUUGAAUGAUGCAGUAGCUGAACUAAAAAAAAUCUCUCCUGUGAACAAUGAACAGGGAACAUCAAAUGUUGCAGAGAGAGAACUACGCAGAGAAGUUGAAGAUUUAAAGCUCCGUCUACAGAUGGCUGCUGAUCAUUACAAGGAAAAGUUUAAAGAAUGCCAGAAGUUGCAAAAACAAGUCAAUAAAUAUAUUAACCAUAAAACUUCAGGGGAUCAACUGAAUUUGACAGAUGGCUCAAAAAAGGAAAUUUCUACGGUCGAAGCUGGUGAUAAAACAUUGCCCACAUCUCCAGUUAGCAUCAUUUCAUCUGAUACAGUUUUGGAGUUUUCAGAAAAGGAACAAGAUCAUGAAAAGAAUAAAGAAAUUUCUGACAGAACAGUGAAAUUUAUGAAAUGCAAGCCGAUGCUGUCAGAUGAGAAAUUGAAAUGUACAAUGUAUGCUGAUGAACUGGCCAAAUUGGAACUGAAAUGGAAGGAGCAAGUGAAAAUUAGUGAGAGUGUGAAGGAACAACUAGCUGUGGUGAAAGACCAGUAUCUAAUGCAGUUGGCUGAAAAAGACAAAAAAAUAGAUGAAUUGACAUCUCACCUAGGAGUUCACAACAAUGAGAAGAAACCUGGAAGGAGACCAGAAAAUCAAACAGAAAGGAUCAAGGAAGGACAGAUUUCUCAGCAGGCACUACAUUUUCUCAAUCCAGAUCUUAAUUCUGAAGAUAAUGGGCAGAUUCCUGCUACAUUACCUAGUAUACCACUUCUGCAUUAUGGAAAUCCCUACACAAGCCAGGAAACUAGAGGUGGAGCAGAUGAUGCUUUUUAUCCUGAUGACAUCCAGAGGCCACCCAUGAGAACAGCCUCUUGGGACCUUGAAGAUAAUGUGGUAUGCAGUCAGCCUGCUCGUAAUUUCAGUCGCCCUGAGGGUUUAGAAGAUCUUGAGGAUAAUAAC
Messenger RNA from Thamnophis sirtalis, 2311 nucleotides. NCBI's taxonomy places the organism in Eukaryota, Metazoa, Chordata, Lepidosauria, Squamata, Natricidae. The record is from RefSeq and is a predicted model, not a curated record.